AUGCCCCCGAGGGAUCUGGCAGAGCACCUGAUUGACUGCUAUUUUACCUACGUGCAUCCCAACAUGCCCGUCCUUCACAAACCGACCUUCAUGCGCCAGUAUCGGAAUCCGGAUCCAUCAAAGAGACCCGCAGUCGUGUUAUUGAAUGCUAUGUAUGCAAUCGCCUCCCGCUUCUCGAGCCAUCCAGAGAUCACAGGUGCAGGAAGCGAUCCCGAAGGGUUCGGAGACGAAUAUUUUGAUCGGGCAAAGCGACUGAUUGAUUAUGAGUACGAGUUACCUCGUCAGUCCUCGAUUCAAGCAUUACUGCUUAUGGUCACUUAUCGGUUCAUGAGCGCAAAAUCCGGUGGUCGAGUUUGGGUUUUGCUGGGAAUGGCCACUCGAAUGGCGCAGGAUUUGGGAAUGCACCGAAACUCUGCCCGCUGGCAUUUGCCCCCACUGGAAACGGAGAUCCGCAAGCGUCUUUGGUGGGCUAUCUAUAUCAUGGACCGAUGGGUGAGCGCCGGCAUGGGACGCCCUUUGGCAAUUGACGAUAACGACUGCGAUGUGGAUUACCCCUCUGUCGUGGAGCAAGACUGGGCGGAUCCUGAUGGUAGCGGGGAUUCACCUGUGGAGGACAGCGAGAAGUUGAAAGAGGAGUCGUGUUUUGCGCUGAGGUACUUUGUCGAGACCAUCAAGCUGGCAACGAUUCUGGGCCAGAUCCUGCAACGGGUGUAUUCUGCACAGACUAGGAAUCAUGGCCCGGGACAGGUCAGCUCGACGGUGGCAGAACUUGAUACGACCCUCACCAAGUGGCUCCUUGCGCUACCUCCGGACCUGAAAUACGACCACAAGGCCGAUCCGCUUAGCGUGAACAGAUGGGUGUCGACCAUCCAUAUUUCAUAUUACUCGGUAUUGAUUCUUUUGCAUCGUCCGUACAUGGUUCCAUCGUCGCUCACAAAGACAAAGCUCUCAGAGUCAAUGCCGUCGCUCAACAUCUGUGUUUCCGCUGCCAAUUCCGUGACCCAUCUAUCGGAGCUGCUCAUGGGCGAAGACUGCUUUAAAUACGUCUGGUGCUUCACAACAUACGACAUCUUUCUCUCUUCACUCAUUCACCUGACAAACUCAGCCUCGCUCGACCUGCGUCUCCAGACUCAGGCGCGCAAGAACCUGGUCAAGAUGAUCGCGUACAUGAAAAAUCUUGGCUGGCGAUGGUUCAACGCAGCAAAGUUCGCGAGCGUACUCGAAGACCUC
Molecule: messenger RNA, 1230 nt
Organism: Gamsiella multidivaricata
Lineage: Eukaryota; Fungi; Mortierellomycota; Mortierellomycetes; Mortierellales; Mortierellaceae
Product: fungal-specific transcription factor domain-containing protein
Exons: 2
Biological process (GO): DNA-templated transcription
Molecular function (GO): zinc ion binding; DNA binding
Source: RefSeq, a predicted model, not a curated record